This is a messenger RNA of Macrosiphum euphorbiae (potato aphid), 6735 nucleotides long. Lineage: Eukaryota; Metazoa; Arthropoda; Insecta; Hemiptera; Aphididae. The record is from the annotation of a GenBank genome assembly.
AUGGAUCCAUUUAAUUUAUCACGAUACUCGCAUUUAACUGUUCAAAGGGUUCAACCACCUGAAGAAAAGCCACUGCCUAAGGCUAUAGAAAAUGAAGAGGAAGAAGAAGAUGACUGUAGUGAUGAAGAAGAUGAUUUUAGUGGUAGCGAAGAAGAUACAAACAAGACACCGGAAAUUUCAAAAACUUCAGAUAAUUCCGAAGUAUCUGAUAUUCCUACAACAGUGGAUGAAAACGUUGAAGUCAAAUUAGAAUCGGAACACAUCGAAAAUGAAUCAGAAAAUGAGAGCAAUAACAAAGAACAAACUGAUGAAGAAAUUGAAGCCAACUCUAAGCGGAAAUCUGGCGAGGAAGAAGAUGAUCAAACCCCGAAAAAAGCCAAAAUGAAUGAUGAAAAAACUAGUGACGAAGAUCCAGAUAAUCAAUCUACAUCCGAAAAACGACCAACCAAUUUGAGACGAAAUAUUCGUGAGGUAAUGGAUGAAACAAAAUUAGAUGAGUCGACCUUGGCUGCACAAAGACAAGAAAUGGAAAGAUUGAGGCGGGUUCAAGAGCAACAACGUAUUAUUAGAGACGUCCAAAAACAAAUUGCAAUCAAUAGACAAAAUUCUAAAGCUCAGGAUCGUGUUAUGUCUUUGCUUCAAGGAGGAACUACAUCAUUAAUUAAAAAAAGUUCUGCACCUACUGAACCACAAGUCCAACCUAAACCUAAUACAAUUGUGAUAUCCACUGAUUCUGGAUCACCACAGAUAUUUAAUAAAAAAAUGUUAGAAAUAUUAAAAAAUCAACCAGACGCUUUAAAAGAAUGUAAUGAAAUUGAUAAAUUAUCAUCUAUUGCUUCAAAACUUGGAGAUGUUAGUGAACCACAUAUGGUAACGUCUUCUGUUUCAAUUGCUCCAAUAAAACCAGCAAAAAUAGCCGAGGUUGUAACUAUAAGUAGUGAAAGUGAAGAAGAAGGCGUAGAACAAAAACCUCAAAGCUCAGAUGAUGAUUGUAUAUUAAUAUCUGGUGACGAAGAAGAAGAAGAUAUAGCAGAUGAUGAUGCACACAAUAGUGGUAUGCACACAAAUGAUGCUUAUAAUCUACCAGAUGAGUCUGGACGUGUUCUUAUUAACGUUGGCCACCCAGAUAAUGAGCCAGAUGUUUUCUUAGCUCCUCAAAUUGCACGUAUUAUCAAACCUCACCAAAUUGGAGGUGUAAGAUUUUUGUUUGAUAAUGUGGUUGAAUCUCUUGAAAGGUUUAAAUCUUCUAAAGGAUUUGGGUGCAUACUUGCCCAUUCAAUGGGGUUAGGCAAAACACUUCAGGUUGUUUCAUUUUGUGAUGUUUUUUUAAGACACACGCCUGCAAAACAUGUGUUGUGCAUUAUGCCUAUAAAUACUUUACAAAAUUGGAUGGCUGAAUUUAAUAUGUGGCUUCCAUUACCUGAUGAUCCUAAAAAUUCGACAGAAAAUACAACUAAUAGUGGUGAUAUUAUUCAUAGACAGUUUCCUCUAUUUGUUCUUAAUGACUUUCAUAAGACUAUAUCCGCAAGAGGCAAAGUCAUAGAAAGCUGGCGGGUUGAAGGUGGUGUUUUGCUAAUGGGCUAUGAGCUUUACAGACAACUAACUUCUAGGAAACCAAGAAAAAAAAGAAAUAAAAAACAAAUUGAUGACGACUUUUAUGAUGAAAAAAAUAAACCAUUGCUUGAUGAAAUGAGAGAUGCAUUAGUAAAACCUGGACCAGAUUUAGUGAUUUGUGAUGAAGGACAUAGAAUUAAAAAUAGCCAUGCUUCAACUUCACAAUCUCUUAAAGAGAUUGAAAGUCGUCGACGUGUAGUGUUAACUGGAUAUCCAUUACAAAAUAACUUAUUAGAAUAUUGGUGUAUGGUAGAUUUUGUCCGUCCAAAUUACUUGGGAACAAAAACUGAAUUCAGUAACAUGUUUGAAAGACCUAUUCAAAAUGGUCAAUGUAUUGACAGUACACCUCAAGAUAUUAGGUUGAUGAGACAUAGAGCACAUGUUUUACAUUCUCUUUUAGAAGGGUUUGUUCAACGAAGAAGUCAUUCUGUAUUAGAAAAAACAUUACCACAAAAAGAAGAAUUUGUUUUACUUGUUCGUAUGACUCCAUUACAACGAUUGCUGUAUGAUCGAUUCAUGAAUGAAGUUGUACGGAAAAAAGCUGUACCUAAUCCUUUAAAAGCAUUUGCAGUUUGUUGUAAAAUCUGGAACCAUCCUGACAUUCUAUACUAUUUUUUGAAAAAACGCUCAUUGGAUGAAGCUGAAAUUGAUUUAGAUCUAGAAGAAGCUAGUACACCUUUGGGUACACCUUUAGGACCUACCCCAGCAACUUCUCCAUCUGCAGCAUCCAAACGAUCUAGGAGUCGAUGGCCAAAAGGAGGAGGAAUAAAUCCUAAUUCUAAAGAAUUAAAAAACAAUCCAAAUCGCAAGAACAUAAAAAAAGAUCAAAUGAAAACCCCGGCUGUAGCAACAGUUAUGCCAAAUACGAGUAAUAAUCAACUUAUUACUCCUACUACUCAUAAUCACAAUACCUCAACUGUUACUCAAUCUAUUCAAUCUAAUCAAUAUGAUGAUUAUUCCUCACAACCACAACAAUAUGGAGGUCAGGGAAAUUACACAAAUCAACAAUUGAACAAUUAUAAUCAAAAUUAUGAUUCUUCUUAUUGGAAAGAAGGAGGAAAUUUUUACCGAGGUAAUUCAGAAUAUUAUCAAUCCAAUCAAGGUUCAGAAACAAAAAGUCAAUAUCCAUAUCCUCAAGAUCCUAGACUUGAAGUUGGGGAAAUUAGAAUGGUGAAAAGUGAGCCAAGUUAUCAAAACUAUGAAGAAACCAGUUUCAGUGGUUCAAAUGAUCAAAAUCGUGGAUUUAAUCAAGAUACUACACAAGGAACACAGGAAUCCGAACAACCAUUACCCAACCAAGGUUUUUCUCCAGAUGUCCAAAAAGGGAACCAAGGUCAUUUUCCAACUCUGGGAAUAAGUCAAGAGAUUAUACCUUGUCAAAGUAUUUCAAACAUUCCAGGAUUACAAGCAGAUAAUAUUGAUCAAAUGGCAAUAUCAAAACAUAAACCAAAAAAUAUUCGAAAUCGAAAACCUACUAUAAAUAAUAAACAGAUCCAAAAAAAUCAAUCUAUGAUUGUAUCUAAUUCAGGAAUACAUGUUGAUAAUAAUUGGAACGAUAAUGAGAGCAACUUAAAAAAUCAGCAAGUUAUAUCUAAUUCUAAAGAAAUAUCAUUUAGGCAAGCAUUUAAUCAAGGAAAUAGUCAAGAAGUUCUUUCUAAUAGCAAUCAAGGAUUGUUUGCAAACAAUCAAGAUGUUUUAACAAGUACUAAUAAAGGAAUAUUUGGAAACUCUUCGAGAAAUAAUGAAGAUAUUCAAUUUAAUAAUAGCCAUACAUCUUUAACAGAAAGUAAUAAAGGCAUUUAUGGGAGUGGCUUAAUAAAACAGGGAAAUGACAGUACUACUGGUAUGGCUGUUAGUUUUGAGGGUAUAUUUGACAGCAAUCGAAUUAUGACAAAUCAUCAGAAAACCAACUUGAAUCAUCAGCGUGUGCAAAAUUCUAUUCCGACCAAUAUCAAUUCACAGAAUGUUAAUAGUAGUUUGAGUAAUCAGGGUACGUUGAGCAAUCAAUCUGCUAUUCAAGAUCAAGUAACAAAUCAUCAAAUAAUUGAUAACCCAAGGUUAAUGAAUAAUAAUCCUGUUAAUCAAGGGAUUAGAAGCCAAGGAAUGUUGUUGUGUGAUAAUAUUAACCAGGGACAAUUAACAAGUAGUCAAGGGGCUCAACAUACUCAUUCAAUGACUAUAUCACAUGAAAAUCAAGAAAUAAAUCAAACAUUUGUCAAUCAGCAGCAACAACAGCUACAACACCAUCAACAGCAACAGCAGCAACAACAACAACAGCAACAACAACAGCAGCAACAACAACAACAGCAACAACAACAACAGCAACAACAACAACAACAACAACAACACCAACAGCAGCAGCAGCACCAUCAUCAACAUAAUCAAGAACAACGGCAGUAUCAAAAUUCAGAUAAUGUAAUGGCUAAUCGUAGCCAGAUUCCGAUUAGGGAACCAUUCAUGAACCCUGAUAGUUCAAGUAAUAACUAUAAUAAUUAUAUGUUAGAACCCAAUCAGCAUAUUACUAAUCAGAAUCAUAACUAUGGAACUAUUUUACCUGACUCCUCAUUUCAAAAUCCUAAUAUUUUGACCGAUCAGAUGUUACAUGACCAAGAAAUGUUGUUAGCUAAUGAUCAAGCAAUGUUAAGUGUCCUUAACUCCACAACUGACGCCAAUGAACAGGCACUAUUGUAUAAUGCUAUGGUUGGCCAGCCUGAUGGACAGAGUUUGCUUGGUCUUUUAGAGCCGCCAAGCAUGUUGAACAAUCAAAUUAAUGAAUAUCAGCCAGUCUAUGGUCCGUUGCCAUCUAACGUCAAACCUGGGUUACCCGGAGGUGCUAAAACAGAUCCUGAAUCUAGUCAAUAUCCAAGAGCAACAAAUAUACAACAAAUUACUGGAAGAGGGGUUGGUUUAAUGUCUGGAGCUCAUAAUCAAAAUGAAGUGAAAAUGUAUUCAGACUCUAAUCGUUUCAACGUUUCAAAUUCUAAUGAGUCUUAUUCAAGAUAUUCAAAUUAUUCAUCUAUGUACCCUCCAUAUACUCCAAGUACUAGUACUCCAUUGGGAAGUAUAUCUGAUAUACUAGAUAAUAUUCCUGGACCUGAACGUAUAUAUCAACCACCUGAACGUAAGAAUCCAGCCCCUUGCACUAUGACCAGCCAAGAUGUAAAUCCAUUACCACCAUUUCGUUCGUUAGACAAUAAAACUAAAUAUGAAUAUGGUGGAAGUGGCAAUAAUACAGACAUUGAACAAUCUCACGAUGAAAAAAGUACUUUGUUCUCUAUAAAUAAAGAAUCAAGAUCUAUAGAAGAUACCAUGGAUCCAAAAAUAACAACAUUAGAGGAAGGUGAAAUAAAAAAUCCUUCACUUUUAAUUAAAAGUGGGAAGGAAGAACCAGGAAUACCAUAUGAUUGGGCAGUUGAAUUAUUUAAUGAUUAUGUACCUGGUAUGAUUGAAGCUUCAGCUAAGAUGUCAUUGUUAUUUGCGAUUGUUGAAGAAUCUGUUAGAAUUGGUGAUCGUGUUUUAUUAUUUAGUCAAUCAUUAUUCACCUUAGACUUGAUUGAAGAAUUUUUGCAGCGAAAUAAAAUACCUGGAAAAGAUGAACAUUGGUGUCGAAAUUGUGAUUAUUAUCGUCUUGAUGGCAGUACCUCUGCAUCUGAACGUGAAAAGUUAAUCAAUGAUUUCAACAUCUGUAAUACAGUCCAUUUGUUUUUGGUAUCAACACGUGCCGGAUCGUUGGGCAUUAAUCUUGUUGGAGCAAAUAGAGUAAUUGUGUUUGAUGCAUCAUGGAAUCCUUGUCAUGAUACUCAAGCUGUAUGCAGGGUUUACCGAUAUGGCCAGCAAAAACCAUGUUUUGUAUACAGAUUAGUAACAGAUAAUUGUUUAGAAAAAAAAAUCUAUGAUAGACAGAUUAACAAACAGGUAAUGGCAGAUCGUGUUGUUGAUGAAUGCAAUCCAGAUGCCCAUUUGUCUAUCAAAGAAGUAACUAAUUUAUGUUGGGAUGAUGGAGAGUCUACACCAAUCAAAGAUUUUUCGUCACUCAAAGAUAGUUAUAGCGAUGUAGUUGUGAAAUAUAUUGUUGAGAAUCUCAGUUCUGUGCUAACCAAGGAACCAUUUCAACACGAAUCAUUGUUUGUGGACCGUAAAGACAAAAAAUUAUCACAGGCGGAAAAAAGAUUAGCCAAAAGGAGUUAUGAAAUGGAGAAAAAAGCAAACACCAGACCUAUGUAUUCAUAUUAUGGUCAAAAUACUACAUCUUCAUUGUAUAGAAAUCAAAUGGGUAAACCAAUGGCUAGUGUACGUCCAAUGCAAUCAAUGUCUAAUACAUCAGCAGUAAUUGCUAGCAGAAAUGCUCUAAACCGUAGAUGGAUACCAGCUGAAGUCUGGCAAAAACAGGGAAUGAGUGCUCAAGAAAUGACUUUACCACUCGAUGUUGUAAUCCCAACAAAUGCUGGUGAUCGUGGUUCAAUUGUAUUGAAAGCAGGUCAAAAAGUAAUGGUACUGAAAAGUCCUAAAGGAAUUUAUAUGCAGUUGGAAAGCGGAAAAAUAAUUGCCAUCCGUACAUCAGCAAAUAAUAAACCUAAUAAUCCAACAGUACCUAGCCAACCAUUCAUCCCUCAACAACAAUCUACUCAUCCUUCUACAAUGACUUAUAAUAGGCCUCAGCCAUUAGAAAGUAGUUUUAAUCCAGGAACUAAAAGCGAUGCUUCUAUGCAACAAUUACGAAACCGUUCAAAUUUGUUAAGAAAUAAUCCUAGCAUUUCAAUAACGCCUAAACAUAUACCGCCACCGUCAAGGUCUGUUCAAUCUCCUUCAUAUAUGCCACCAACUCAUUCGUCUGCUGCUGUUUCACAACCAGCAUCACCUGCUAUACCAUCGUCUUCUACAUACCCUCCCAAAUUACCUUCUUCAAUAACAUUAACAAAAUUUGACCGACCUCAUAAAUCAUCUGAAAUAGGUAUACAGGCCGAUUCCGCAGCCAGUUCAUGUUAUGGACCUAGGUAUCCACCAGAAUAUCCAAGAUCAUUUGAUAAGUAUCCUGUUAGAAAUGAAUACCCCCCAAGGUUGCCUCAAUCUUAUAAUAAUAAUUAUCCACCGCAAUAUCACCGUCCCUCUUCUUCGCAAUAA